AUGCAGAACGACGCCUUCAAGCGAUUCAGCAAGGACCUACAGGAAGUAUUGGUCAUCCCGGUCAACUACAUCAAUAAAAAGACCAAAAAGUCCUCCAUGGCCGGCGGCAACGGCGACUUGUUCACCCUCAGCAACAACAACUUUUCCAGCCACCCUCAACAGCCCCACCACCACCAUCCUCCUCAUCACCACAGCAGCAAAAAGCCCAUAGGACUCUCUGGCUUGACCACGUCGGACUUGAGAAAGGACUUGAGCGGAGGGCAAGUCUCACCUUAUUCUUCGUUGACGUCGGAUUCGGUCUCGCUUCACAACUUUUCGCUUUCGACGCUUAGUAAGGGCUCGCUGGACGAGAACCCUUCCUUCACGUCGUCCAACGGGAGUGCUGCCGGGUAUUUUGGGCUGAGUCAACAGCAACAACUACAGCAGCAAGGAGGAGGAGGAAAUCCUCAGUUCUUUCACCAGCAACAGCAACAACAGCAGCACAAAUUGACAAAGGCCAGUAGUUUUCUGAGAUCCCCUCUUAGCCCUGGUGGGUUCAAUGGGAGCAUGCGAAUUUAUCCGAAGCUGGAGGAACCUGCGUUAGUCCACUGUCCACCCUCUGUCGCGACUUUGGACCAGUUCUCACCCGAACGCCAGAACUGGGUGCGGGAGUGUCCUAACCAGCCAUUGCUCACUGGCGCUGGAAUUGGACUUGGUCAGUUGGGGGGAGAUGUUUUGAAGUCUGAGCGCGCUUGGGAUGUGGUGGCCACGUCGCCUGGUGAUGGACGCCCCUGUGACCUUCAGAGUUCUGCCGGCCUUGUCGCCUCAGGUCGAGAUUUCUUGAAGACAGGAUACUACAACCCCAAUGAAGCAACCGGCCUGGCUCUCGUCAAGCUGAUGCAGGUCUCCAACCGAGCUACGUCCAAGUUAUUCGACAUUGAAUGCAAUCUGCGCGUCGGCAAUGUGGAGCGUACAUCCCACCCUGCACGGUCCUUCAAGGACAACCCUGGCAACACCGCCACCAUGAAUGAAGUCUUCCUCUUCGAUGUGGAAGAGGCAUUCCAACUAGAGAUCGAGGUGACAGGAACACCCAUCGCUACAAAAUUCGGAACCAUGGCCGGAUUCUCCAAUACCCAAUCCGUCAAUCUAGGAUACCUCCAUCUCCCCAUAGCCCUCGAAUCCUUGGAGAAAUCCGUCCGCACCUACAAGUUGCGCAGGACGAUCCAUAUGAUGGACGGAAGUCAACAGCCCCUGGCCUCUGCGGCAGCGAUCAAGGCCCAAAGUAAGGAGAAGGUUGAUUGUGAGAUUGUGGUCAUGAUUGGACUUCAUGUGCUGGAGGAGCCGGUUGAUGAUCGGUCUUGGGAGAAUGAGGUCUUGUUUGAGGGACAUUUGACUGUCAUGACCCGUGGUCUUCGCAUGGCCGCGUGGAAGCGGUACUGGGCGGUUCUUCAAGGAAACGCCGUCAAGCUCUACGAUGUCGAGUACCAAACAAAACGAGAUCCAAUCACAACAAUCUCACUAGCACACAUCCUAUCCGUCCAACCACCCGACUACGACAAAGUCGAUGUUGGCAGCAACGGCUUCGUCCUCGUCAUCUCCCCCACAGGAAUCGACAUGUCCAGCGCGACAGAAGAAGAUCUCACCAGCAAUAUGGAUAAUAACAUCUAUGCGUUUACGGAUUCGGCGCAUCUGCACGAGAGUUGGAAUCUGCAGUUGGAGAGGGCGAUGGUGGGGUAUCGUGAGGGGAUAGCGAGGAGGGACGAGAUCUUGGAGGCGAAACGGAACCGGAGACAGAGACGGAGUGGUGCUGGUGGUGGUGGUGGUAGUGGUGGAGUUGAGGCUGUGGAGGAAGAGGAAGUGGCGCGUGUUGACCUCAUUGACUUGCGAUUCGUGUCGUAA
Messenger RNA from Linnemannia hyalina, 1878 nucleotides. The record is from the annotation of a GenBank genome assembly. NCBI's taxonomy places the organism in Eukaryota, Fungi, Mortierellomycota, Mortierellomycetes, Mortierellales, Mortierellaceae.